AUGUCUAUUCCUCCAUUAAGUUGUCAAGGUUAUGAAUAUAAAGUACCCCCUGUUCGCUGGUUUCAAGCAAUUGAUGUUCCAUCAUGGGAUCCUUUCCAUUCCAAUCAAGGAGGUGAGGAAGCAGAAGAAUGUCCCAUGGAAUGGAUUCCAUUUUCAAAGCAUGAUUCCGCAAUACUAGAGUCUGCUUAUUCAUCACGCGUUAGUGGCAUGAAAGUUACUUGUAGUGAGGAUCAUUUGUUUGAAGUGGAUUUAGAUUCUAGAGAGAUUAGUCCAAUAUAUUGGAUUGGACCAAUAUAUCAAGUUGUGAGAGCUUCCUGGUUUUACGAAGGUGAAGGUGGAAAAUUCAUACCUUGUGAUGAAUUUUUAUCAGAUCAAAUUGAAGAUGGUUAUAUAAAACAUCAAGCAUGGAUUCCUCCACAAAACUCUAAUGAUGAAAAUAACAAAAAUAAAAAUUUGCAAGAAAGAAGUCGGUAUUUAACUGACAAAUAUUCUGGACAAUAUGUGGUAUAUUUGAAUACUGCGCUCGCCUGGUUAAUUAUUGAUGAUUUAACUGGGAAAUUAUCUAAAACUUUCUUUUCUAGUUUUACCAAUGGGGAACAUCUUGGUGGAGUAAAAUUGUUAAGGGGUUAUUGGGAAGUAGAAAAAUAUUUAUUAAAAAAUUCAGCUGCUGUAAAAGAUAAUACCAAAAUUGAUAUGGAAAAACUAAAAGAUAAUAGUAACUUAGAUGAUGAUAAUAAAAGAUUGCAUAAUUUAAAUCAUCAAAAACGGGAAAUAGAGGAUUAUGAAGAAAUAGAGGAACCAGAACGUGAGAUAGAUCAUUUGAUUCUUUGCAUACAUGGCAUUGGACAGAAAUUAAAUGAGAAAAAAAGAAGUCCAAAUUUUGUUAAUGAAGUAAAUCUUCUUCGCCGUACAAUAAAACAAAUUUAUGCCUCCAAUCCGCCAUCAGAUGUGGCUGCGCGAUUGGCUGAUCGCAAGAUAAAUUCCAAUAAUGGAAGAAGUAAAUUUGAGAAGGGAAGUCAAAUUGGCAAUGGAAUUCAGGUGUUACCUAUAAAUUGGCGACAGGAUAUUAAGUUCGGUAUGGCAUCAGAGAAAGAUCAAACACUACAUGAUUUAAGUUUAUCCUUUGGUGAAGGUCAGCCCACAUUAGAUGAAAUUAAAUUGGAUAGCGUUCCGAAUUUAAGGAUGUUAAUUUCUGACGCUUUGGUAGAUGUUUUGUUAUACAUGACACCUAAAUUUCGAGACAUGAUACUCAAAAUUGUAGUUCGAGAGAUGAAUCGUGUAUAUAACCUAUUCAUCGAUCGUAAUCCAAAUUUUUUAAAAAUUGGAGGAAAAGUCUCCAUUUAUGGUCAUUCUCUCGGUUCAUUAGUGGCAUUUGAUGUUCUUUGUCAUCAAUCUAUUUUAACUUCACCAUUUAAUAAUGAUCUCGAUUGUAUAUUUGGUGUUUGCCCGCAAAAUGAUUUCCAUCAUUCUAAUAUUAACAAUGGACACCAUAGAAUUAGUAACGGAUCUAGAUUAAAUGGUCGUGACGGACUUAACUGCAACAAUGGAAUUAAUGGCAUUAAUCAAUCUAGAGAAUGGAACGAAAAAAAAAAAUUCACUGGAAACAAAUUUUUUAAUCAAUUGUACGAUGAGCCUGAAUGUCUUUCUCGAGAUUCCAAUGAUGAACAUCGAUUACAACAGUUAAAGUAUAAAUUAGAUUUUGAAGCAGAAACUUUGUACAGUGUUGGAUCCCCGAUUGGAUUAUUUUUGUUGUUGAAGGGAGUGAAAAUUGGUUCAAGAAAGUAUUACGAUGCAUUGAACAAGAUUAAUGAAUCGAACAAUUGGUCAGAAGUUAAUUUGAAUAGUUAUGAUGAAAUAGAUUUAAAUGGUAAAAGUGAUAAUAGUUCUGAAGGAAAUUCAGAAUUUAAAUAUCGAAGAACUAUGAUGAAUAGUCAAAAAAAGAAAAGACAAAAUUUAAACAAGGAUCAAUUAAUGUCGCAGGACCAAACGAGUUUGAUACCGCUUUGUUAUCCAGCUGUUAAUAAUAUUUAUAAUAUAUUUCAUAAAUCAGAUCCUAUCGCGUACCGUCUUGAACCAUUAAUAUCUCGUCACUGUAAAUCGUUAAAACCAGCACUCAUCCCAUAUCAUAAGGGUGGACUAAAAGCUGUCCAACUGGCUUCUGACACAUCCGUUCAACAAUCAACCAAACAAAAGCAGCUUGAGCAAAUCAGGUCCGAUUCAAUGUUGGCUGGUAAUUCUAGUAGUAGCUGUGCGUCAUUGCCCGUUGAGAUGACGAGAAAUGGAAAUAGUGGUGCAAUGAAUGUGCAGAAUGUCGGAACAAAUAUCGUCCGUAGAGGUGGGAUUAAUGGUAGAAGUUUUAAGAAACGAAAUGGAAGUGAAUUACAUAAGAGUUGUAUAAAAAAUUUGCACAAUUGUAAUGGUUCUAUAGAUAAUAAAAGGAGGGAUAGUGUAGAUAGUAAUGGAAAAUCAACUGUAUUGAAUUCUGGAGGAAGCAUUUACGCGAGUAGUUUGUAUAAAGAUGCAAAUGGAAGUGUAAUUGGAUUGACGGCAGAAGCAAGGAGAAAAUCUUAUCAAAUACGGAAGUCAACGUCUGCGCAGUUAGAAGAAGAUUUGGAUUAUAAGAACACUGGGGAAGAAAGGUUGAAAAGUUUGAAUAAAAAUGUUGGUUAUCUCUCAGCGAUAUCCGUACAUCUAAAUUAUUGGACAGAUUGUGAUGUCGCUCAUUUCAUAUUACAAGAAACAUAUAAGAAUUAUGAUGAUGGCAAAAAUAGUUCAAGACGACCAAGUGCACGCCAUGACCAUACACUAACAACACAUAUGAAGAAUCCAAUAGGGGGACAUAUUAAAGAGAUCACAGCAGCAAAGAAUGUAAUUGUGACCCAAAAGAAAGCGAAAAAUGUGAUCAAAGGAGAAACUAUAAGAAAAUAA
This is a messenger RNA of Diversispora eburnea, 2928 nucleotides long. The record is from the annotation of a GenBank genome assembly. NCBI's taxonomy places the organism in Eukaryota, Fungi, Glomeromycota, Glomeromycetes, Diversisporales, Diversisporaceae.